This is a messenger RNA of Effrenium voratum, 735 nucleotides long. The record is from the annotation of a GenBank genome assembly. NCBI's taxonomy places the organism in Eukaryota, Dinophyceae, Suessiales, Symbiodiniaceae.
AUGGCGAUGCAGUAUUUCGGCGGCAGCGAUCUCGACGUUCGGCUUAAGGACGGCGAGUCUCCGGUGACCAAGGCCGACUAUGCGGUCGACCGCUAUCUGCGCGAGACUCUUCUGGCGGCCCGGCUGGGCUAUGGCUGGUUGUCCGAGGAAACGGCCGACAGCGACGUGCCGGGCCGGAUGGCCGCGCCGCGCACUUUCAUCGCCGAUCCGAUCGACGGCACCCGGGCCUUCAUUGCCGGCCACGCCGUCUGGUGCAUCUCGGUCGGCCUUGUGGAGGCGGGCAAGCCCGUUGCCGGUGUGCUCGAAUGCCCCGCCCUCGGCGAGACGAUCAGCGCCACCGCCGGCGGCGGCGCACACCGGAACGGCCGGUCGAUCCGCGUCGCCCGUCCGGGCGCGGAAUUGCUGAUCGGCGGGCCUCGCGCCCUUGUCGACCGGCUGAACGCUUCGGGCGCGGCCCGUGCGCGCCGGCACAGCCACGUUCCCUCGCUGGCAUACCGGCUGGCGAUGGUCGCAAGCGGCGCGAUGGACGGAAGUUUCGUCAAGCCGUUCGCCUCCGACUGGGAUAUCGCCGCCGCCGCGCUCAUCCUGACCGAGGCGGGCGGGGUCUUCACCGACGGCAAGGGCGCCGAUGUGACGCUCAAUGGCGCCGAUCCGCUCAAGGGCACGCUGGUCGCCUCUCAUCCCGACCUGAAGGCGGCGAUGUUGGGAGUUGUCGGCGAUCUCGGCUUCGGAUAA